Somion occarium is the source of this 1510-nucleotide messenger RNA. NCBI's taxonomy places the organism in Eukaryota, Fungi, Basidiomycota, Agaricomycetes, Polyporales, Cerrenaceae. The record is from the annotation of a GenBank genome assembly.
AUCGCGCUUUGAGACAGUCGCAGAUGAGCCUCGGGAAGAGUGCCAGCAGAUGAUGGAAUAAACAACGAGGCAGCCAUGGCAACGUAAUGGAUCGGAGUUUUCCAGAAGAGACAAAAUAAAGGCGUGACCGCAAAUGCCACUUCUCUUUCAACCCCCAAGUUUGACACGAAGAAACCGGUUCAUCAAGUUCAUUCACCAACGACCAUCCACCAGUUCGUUCCCCCAGCAAUGUCUGACGCCCCUGCCGCCCCUGUCACCGAGAACGGCGUGCCUCCGACUGCGCAAGAGUCCCCUGCAGUAGAAGAGCCCGGCUUCAAAGUUUUCGCCGGCAACCUUGCGUAUUCUACCACGGAUGAAGGGCUGAAGACGUUCUUUGAGCCUGUAGAGAGCGAGAUUCUUACCGCCCAAGUGAUCCUUCGAGGAACACGUUCCGCGGGCUAUGGAUUCGUCUCUUUGGCCAGUGCUGAAGCUGCACAGAAGGCCGUCGACCUCCUCAACAAGAAGGAGCUCGAUGGCCGCGAGGUGAUCGUCGAGAUCGCCAAGCCGUCUGAUCAAAAGGACAAGGAAAAGAAGCAGAAGCGAUUCAACAAGAGAAGGCCCGGUCGUCGCGGUAGCAAGGCCGUUCCUGGCGAAGUUAGCGAGGCUGAGGCCAACGGCGAUGCUGAUAAAUCUGCUGCUGAAGGCGCUGCCCCGUCUACUGAGGAGGGUGCUAAGCCCAAGAAGAAGAAAAACAACAAGCGUAAAUCCAAGCGUGCUAAAGCAGCCGCCGCAGGUGAAGGUGCUGAAGCUGGCGAGGCUGCUGCUACCACUGAAUCUGGUGAGGCCAUCAAGAAGCGUACUCGUAAGCCCCGUGCUCCGCGUCCCCAACGUCCCGCUGGCGAAGAUCCUGCCGGAGAGCCCUCCAAGUCUGUCCUGUUCGUAGCCAAUCUCGGCUUCACUAUCGAUGAUGCUGGCCUCGCUGCAUUGUUCACUGAUGCGGAUGUCCACGUCAACUCCGCUCGCAUCGUCCGCCGUCGCUGGGGAAAGCCCCGCAAGUCCAAGGGCUACGGUUUCGUCGACGUUGGAAGUGAGGAGGAGCAGAAGAAGGCUAUCGAGCUCCUUCAAGGCAAGGAUGUUGGUGGUAGGCCCAUUGCUGUCAAGAUCGCUGUCGAUGCCCAACACGAGGAGGCCGAAGCUGAGGCGAAGGCUGACGAAGCCGCUGAGGCUGCUGAGGCCGCGGCUGCUGCUCCUGUCGCUGCCCCUGCAUCCUAAAUGUUUAGACUGGAAUGGCUUCUCUAAUUGCGCAAACAUCCACUACUAUCCCCCGCUCCUGACUAUUCUUCUCCUGCCGUCUUUAGUUUGCGAUUUCGUUCACGCUUUCCGACUGCGAGUGGUGUUUCCUGAUUCCGCUCUGUACUGCUACCUGUGCCUGCAUUUCAUUCUGCGGACUGGUGCCGUUAAUAGUUCAUCGUAUUGUACAGUCGCUCUGUCAAUUUGCCAGUGGCUUUACAUCCUGUUCAUUGUCCACCUC